AUGAAAUUUCCUCUCCCUCCCUCUUUUCCUUAUAAACUUUCUCGUUUUCUCCGCCGCUCCUUCUCAACUUCAAUCAAUCGACAAGCAUCAUGGGGUUUUAUUGGUUUAGGUCAAAUGGGGUACCCAAUGGCGGAAAACCUCCGAGCUAAGAUACCCGCUGAAGACACCCUGGUGAUUUUCGAUGUCAACCGAAGUUCGACGCAAAGGUUCUGCCAGGAACCAGGCCUUGCUUCUAAAGGUGGUCUUACUGUGGCCAACGAUAUAAAAGAGGUCGUUGAUAAUAGCGACACGAUUAUUACGAUGUUACCUGAGCCUCAGCAUGUCAAGUCCGUUUUCGAUACAAUUCUAUCUUCGGACUUGGCUGGUAGAUCUAAUAGAACGAAGCUUUUCGUUGACUGUUCAACAAUUGACAUUGCGACUUCUCUUAAGGUCGGGAAGGCUGUUCGCGAUUCUUCCUCCUUCUGCGCCGAUUUUGUUGAUGCCCCUGUUUCUGGAGGAGUCGUGGGCGCUCAGGCUGGUACACUGACGUUCAUGGUCGGAUCACAUGCUUCAACUUUCCCAAUUGUAACCCCGUUACUAUCACUUAUGGGAAGUCGCAUUCUGCACUGUGGCCCGCCUGGCUCGGGAUUGGCGGGGAAAUUGUCUAACAACUACCUCCUUGCAAUCAGCAACAUAGCUACCUCUGAGGCCAUGAACCUCGGUAUCAGCUUAGGUCUGGAUAAAAAGAUUUUGAAAGAUUUGAUUAAUGUCUCUUCAGGAAGAUGCUGGAGCAGUGAGGUUAAUAAUCCUGUCGAUACAGCGAUUCGGGGAUUCCAAGGAGGAUUCGGAGUCUCCUUAAUGAAAAAAGAUCUAAAGCUUGCCAUCAAGGCUGCCGAGGAAGUCGGGGCUAGGCUUGAACUAGGAGUGAAAGCGAGAAUGGUUUACGAAAGUGUUGAGAAUGACGAUCAUUGUAGAGGUAAAGAUUUUUCCGUUGUUUACAGGUGGUUGGGGGGGAGAGAAGGAGAAGAAUCCACUUAA
Messenger RNA from Morchella sextelata, 1017 nucleotides. RefSeq lists its product as uncharacterized. Gene Ontology annotation, molecular function: NADP binding; 3-hydroxyisobutyrate dehydrogenase activity; NAD binding. The coding region runs from base 1 to 1017 and encodes 338 amino acids. NCBI's taxonomy places the organism in Eukaryota, Fungi, Ascomycota, Pezizomycetes, Pezizales, Morchellaceae. Gene Ontology annotation, biological process: L-valine catabolic process. Gene Ontology annotation, cellular component: mitochondrion. The transcript is spliced from 2 exons. The record is from RefSeq and is a predicted model, not a curated record.